AUGCAGGGCGUCGACGAACUCAAGCGGAAGAUCUCAACUCCACUUCUCAUUUGCACCAUCUGGGCACUGGCAUCUGUAAAGUGCCAGAGUGACACGGGCUACAAUUACCCCCGCCCAACCACGCCUCCCCCGUUCACCGGCUACAACUACCCAAAGCCCUCCAAGCCGUUCAACGAAGGCUACACCUACACGACGCCCAAGUGUCCGCUGGUCCUUCCGAGCACGAGCACCGUCACGGACUACCAGACCAUCGUGUCCACGGCGUUCCUAACGGAAACGCAGACCCUGCCGCCGAUCACCAGCACCCGACUGGAGACGACCUACGUCACCCUUCCGCCGGUGGUGCAAACGCAAACCAACACCGAGACUCUCUCGCUCACCUUCACGUUGACCGAGUACAGCACGUCCAUCACCACCGAGAUCCGGCCCACGACCGUCACCUCGCUGCUCACCACAACCUACUGUCAGCCGAACACGUACCUACCGCCGCCGACACCACCCCCGAACACUUACCUUCCGGUGGAGCCGCCAGCGAAGGAGUACCUGUCUCAGCGUAUCGCAGCCAUUUCCCAGACCGGUGCCGGGUUCACUCAGACCUCUACAAGCCAGGGCUCGAACCAGGGCACCUUCAUCUCCACCUUCGUUCAGCAGCAGCAACCCGGCCCGAUCAAGCGAGCGUCCGUGUUCGAUUCGAGUCCGACCCGAUUCGGACUCGCUCCCGGCCGUCCUGCGUCCGGCGAGCGGCUGGAAUCGAAUGAGAUUAUUCCGGGCGGUUCCGCUCCCGACCAGCUCUCACAGCCGGCCAUCAACAUCAUCUACUUGGACCGCAACAAUGCCGCCAGUUCCCAGGGACAACCUCCGGCCGGGCUUAUGAACUGGCUGCUGUGCAAGUUUAACCUCUCCAGCGGAUCGUGCGCUUUGAGUGUUCGAGUGAACGUAAACAUGAAAGGACCGGUGGUGAUUUUCGUGGCCACACUGUUGGCGGUGGUUGGUGCGAACCCUAUGUUCGAAGGAUACGAGUACUCUACUCCUACCUUCACGGGAUACGACUAUCCCAAGCCAAGCUGUCAAUUACAAGAGCCCUGUAGACCCGAGACCGUCGUGCAAACGGACUACCAGACCGUCUUCAAAACGCAGUUCGUCCCGACGACAACCACAAGGACUAGCACCACGACGCUUUACAGCAGGGAGGUGGUACCGGAGUACGUUACCUUGCCCCCAGUCACCACGACGCGCACCGACUACCGCACCAGGACCCUCACGUCUACUACGACCGCAACGUCCUAUGAAACGGAAACGGAAACGGAAACGCAGACCAGCACGCUGACGAAAACCAGCACCUCGACCCGCAUCGUCCCGACGACGGUGGUGCGCACGGUCACAUCGACGCUCCCACCCGUUACCUCCACCAAAACCGUCACCGACUACAGGACCAAGACGGAAACCAACUUCAUCCCCACCACCAGCUACAUCACGUCCACCAUCGUCGAACCGACGACCUUUACUCAGGUUAGCACUAAAACGGAACGCCUAACCAGCACGGUGACGAAGCCCCUGAUUACCACCGUCACGCGCACGGAGACCGUGCCGGUAGUCACCACCGUGACGAAGUCGUGUGCACCGAGUUACCUGCCGCCGCCGCCACCCCCCUGCCCACCGAACAAUGCCUAUUUGCCACCCAGCAACGACUAUCUGCCGCCCAAAAAUAAUGCGCCUAAAAAGGACGUGUCGUACCUAGUCUCGCGCCAGAACCUCUUCCAGCUACUGUAGGCCAUCUUCGAAAGUUUUAAUAAAACAAUUAUCAGAAUACCAUCGACCCAGAAUAACCGCGCAAUUCGUUACACUUUACAUUUGGAUGGAAAGUUAUGGAAAGAAAUAAGAAAAUCUACUCGGGUACCUAGAACCUGCCACGUUACCCCUUGGAAGUUUCAGUUAACGAUGAGGCAUUUUCUUCUCCAAAGCGGAACUCUGCACCUUUCAACACAAAUGACUGCUUCGAUUAGGAAGAACAAGGAACUGGUUGUGAUGUGAUUAAGGAAACCUGAGAAGGCCUUGACAGAGAAGGGAAAAUGGGAAUAUGGUAAUAUCCAGCCGGAAAUUAAAUCUCUGAAGUAUUUUAUAUACGACUAUC
Molecule: messenger RNA, 2131 nt
Organism: Anopheles coustani
Lineage: Eukaryota; Metazoa; Arthropoda; Insecta; Diptera; Culicidae
Product: mucin-2-like
Exons: 4
Coding region: 1-1770 (589 amino acids)
Source: RefSeq, a predicted model, not a curated record